Saccoglossus kowalevskii is the source of this 909-nucleotide messenger RNA. RefSeq names its product neuronal acetylcholine receptor subunit alpha-10-like. NCBI's taxonomy places the organism in Eukaryota, Metazoa, Hemichordata, Enteropneusta, Harrimaniidae. Gene Ontology annotation, cellular component: postsynaptic membrane. Gene Ontology annotation, molecular function: acetylcholine-gated monoatomic cation-selective channel activity; transmembrane signaling receptor activity. The record is from RefSeq and is a predicted model, not a curated record. Gene Ontology annotation, biological process: monoatomic ion transmembrane transport.
AUGGAAGUCAUAAAACUAGGCGUGAUUGCCGCUGUCAUUGGUCUAGUGGUUUCAUCUAAAAAUAGCAUUAAUCUGACCCACUUUCUACUUGAUAAUUACCCGGAAUAUCCUAUCCGUCCAGUGAUGAAUGAAAGUACACCGAUAGUGGUGUAUCAUCGUAUGACGCCUAUACAGCUUAUAGACUUGGAUGAACAAAAUCAGGUUAUGACAUUCAAGUGUUGGCUUGGACAGACGUGGACAGAUGAAUAUUUGACAUGGGAUCCUGACGAUUUUGGUGGUAUUAAAGAAAUACAGAUACAUAUCUCUAAAAUAUGGCAACCGGAUAUGGUAUUGUUUACUAGUAUCAGCGAGCUGUUCAUUCGCAAUUUUGAUACAGACACCAUUGUCUCCUACGAUGGGACAGUGGUCGCAUUACAAUUCUCUGUCGUCCAAUCAACUUGCACCAUCGAUGCGACCUUCUUCCCAUACGACGAACAAAACUGUCAGAUGAAGUUUGCCUCAUGGAGUUAUCACGGUGGGUACAUGGAUGUCCUUCCAAGUAAUGAGAGUAACAUUGACCGGUUCGUGGUAAACGGAGAAUGGUUGCUAACACACAUGAAUGUAAAACGCGACACUGUUAACUACGUCUGCUGUGACGAGCCCUUCCCGGAUGUGACGUAUACUCUCCACUUCAAACGUCGAUCCCACUCCUAUGUUAUGAACAUAAUAUUCCCAUCAUUCCUAGCGAGUAUUUUGAUUUCCGUGGGCUUCUACUUACCGUCUGAUUCAGGAGAAAGGGUUACCCUGUGUGUUACUAGUAUUCUUACCCAGUUUGUUUACCUGACUAUUGUAUCCAGUUAUAUGCCUCCAACGGCUGAAAACAUCCCUCAUAUAAGUAAGUAUAAUUUAGUUAUAAGUUAUUACCCAUAA